Messenger RNA from Bactrocera oleae (olive fruit fly), 596 nucleotides. RefSeq names its product Cuticular protein 65Av. Gene Ontology annotation, molecular function: structural constituent of chitin-based larval cuticle. Gene Ontology annotation, cellular component: chitin-based extracellular matrix. The record is from RefSeq and is a predicted model, not a curated record. Lineage: Eukaryota; Metazoa; Arthropoda; Insecta; Diptera; Tephritidae.
UAUAAAUAGCGACCGACAUUGGUAAUUACACUGCAUUAGUUAGCAAACGUAAUUGGGAUAACGACAAGCACGGCAGCAACAGCUGGAGUUCAAGAAAUAUUUAAAAAAAUAAAAUCUCAGAAAGUAAAAUAUACAAAAUCUCUAAUAAAAAUGAAGUUUACAUUGAGCAUCCUGGCACUCUGUGGAUUAAUUGCGUUCGCCUGUGCUGCGCCCCUCGAUGACUCAGCUACCGCCCAGAUUCUACGCUACGAUAACGAGAACGUUGCGGACGGUUAUAAAUUCGGCUAUGAGACCAGUGAUGGUGUGUCGCGCCAGGAGGAGGCUGAAUUGAAGAACGCCGGCACCGAACAGGAGGCCAUUUCCGUACGCGGCUCGGUCAGUUGGGUGGCACCAGACGGUCAGACAUACACAUUGAACUAUAUUGCCGAUGAGAAUGGUUUCCAACCACAAGGCGAACAUUUGCCGCAUGUUUAAUGUGUAGAGGAGAUACUUUGAAAUUAAUCGUUUUUAUAUGCAUGUAGUUAUAGUGUAAAAAUAUAAAAAUAUGAAUUGUUUUAUAAGUAAGAAACAGUAUUAAAUUGGCUUAUAACAAUUCU